AUGGCGAGGUCUUUGCCACUAUGUUGUUACGUCAUCUUAUUAUGCCUUAUAGUGAGUGGGGUGGUUGCUCAUGAACACCACCCGCGACCACGGCCACGAUGGCUUCCGCGUUGGCGACGACCUCAUAAUCCCUUUCAUCCUACACGGCCUGAUAAUCCCUUUCAUCCUACACGGCCUGAUAAUCCCUUUAAUCCUACACGACCUCAUAACCCCCCACCACCACCCCCACGAACUCCCUCUCGUCCUACACGACCUAAUAACCGGCCUCCACCACCACCCCCACGAACUCCCUCUCGUCCAAAACGACCUAAUAACCCGCCUCCACCACCCCCACAAACUCCUUCCCGACCUAUGCAACCCAGUAACCGCCCACCGCCACCACCACUUUCACAAUUAACACCACCAAAUAUUUUAUCACCCAGGUCGCCACCUUCACAUUCUCCAUCUCCAUCGCUUUCUUCACCACAAUCUUCCUCUCCUUCUACAUUACCACUGUCUCCUUCACCAACAAAAUCGUUUGGCAACACAACUCCUCCUCCUAUAUCAUCAAUUUCUCCUUCACCUACUCCUUCAAAUUCAACUAGCCCUUCACCUCGUCCCUCUUUAUCACAAACCCCAUCUCCUUCUCCUUCACCGGCCUCUAAACUAAUUGUUCCCUCUUCGCCUUCACCUUCUAAUGCUAAUAAUAACUACACACCUUUGAAUUCAUCACAAAGUCCAUCUCCUUCAGCAUCAUCAUCUUUAUCUCCUUCACCAUCGCCUUCAACAAAAACUCCAUCAUCUCUUUCUCCUUCACCCUCAAAGCCAAUUAUAGCUCCUCGUCCUUCCAUAUCAUCAUCUUUUCCUCCUACCCAUUCACCAUUAGGUGCCAUGAACUCCUCGCCUCCUCGUUCUUCAGAAACACCAUCUCCUUCUCCUUCAGCUACUCUUUCAAAUUCAAUUAACUCCUCACCUCGUCCUUCUUUAUCACACACUCCAUCUCCAUCUCCUUCACCCUCUAAACCAAUUGUUCCCUCUUCUCCUUCACCUUCAAAUAACAAAAAUAACUCCUUACGUCCGAGCCCAUCACAAAGUCCAUCUCCUUCAGCAUCGUCAUCUUUAUCUCCUUCACCAUCACCUUCAACAAAAACUCCAUCAUCUCUUUCUCCUUCACCCUUAAAGCCAAUUGUAGCUCCUCCUCCUUCCAUAUCAUCAUCUCCUUCUCCUUCACCUGCUCUUUCAAAUUCAAUUAACUCCUCACCUCAUCCCUCUGUAACACAAACUCCAUCUCCUUCUCCUUCACCCUCUAAACCAAUAGUUCCCUCUUCUCCUUCACCUUCAAAUGCCAAAAAUAACUCCUUACAUCCGAGUCCAUCACAAAGUCCAUCUCCUUCAGCAUCGUCAUCUUUAUCUCCUUCACCAUCGCCUUCAACAAAAACUCCAUCAUCUCUUUCUCCUUCACCCUCAAAGCCAGUUGUAGCUCCUCGUCCUUCCAUAUCAUCAUCUCCUUCUCCUUCACCAGCUCUUUCAAAUUCAAUUAACUCCUCACCUCAUCCCUCUUUAACACAAACUCCAUCUCCUUCUCCUUCACCCUCUAAACCAAUAGUUCCCUCUUCUCCUUCACCUUCAAAUGCCAAAAAUAACUCCGUACAUCCGAGUCCAUCACAAAGUCCAUCUCCUUCAGCAGCGUCAUCUUUAUCUCCUUCACCAUCGCCUUCAACAAAAACCCCAUCGUCUCUUUCUCCGUCACCCUCAAAGACUAUUAUAGCUCCUCGUCCUUCCAUAUCAUCAUCUUUUCCUCCUACCCAUUCACCAUUAGUUGCCAUGAACUCCUCCCCUCCUCGUUCUUCACAAACACCAUCUCCUUCUCCUUCAGCUACUCUUUCAAAUUCAGUUAACUCCUCACCUCGUCCUUAUUUAUCACAAACUCCAUCUCCUUCUCCCUUACCCUCGAAACCAAUUGUUCCCUCGUCUCCUUCACCUUCAAAUGCCAACAAUAACUCGCUACAUCAGAGUCCAUCACAAGGUCCAUCUCCUUCACCAUCGCCUUCAACAAAAACUCCAUCAUCUCUUUCUCCUUCACCCUCAAAGCCAGUUGUAGCUCCUCGUCCUUCCAUAUCAUCAUCUCCUUCUCCUUCACCAGCUCUUUCAAAUUCAAUUAACUCCUCACCUCAUCCCUCUUUAACACAAACUCCAUCUCCUUCUCCUUCACCCUCUAAACCAAUAGUUCCCUCUUCUCCUUCACCUUCAAAUGCCAAAAAUAACUCCGUACAUCCGAGUCCAUCACAAAGUCCAUCUCCUUCAGCAGCGUCAUCUUUAUCUCCUUCACCAUCGCCUUCAACAAAAACUCCAUCAUCUCUUUCUCCUUCACCCUCAAAGCCAAUUGUAUCUCCUCGUCCUUCCAUAUCAUCAUCUUUUCCUCCUACCCCUUCACCAUCAGCUGCCAUGAACUCCUCCCCUCCUCGUUCUUCACAAACACCAUCUCCUUCUCCUUCAGCUACUCUUUCAAAUUCAGUUAACUCCUCACCUCGUCCUUAUUUAUCACAAACUCCAUCUCCUUCUCCCUUACCCUCGAAACCAAUUGUUCCCUCGUCUCCUUCACCUUCAAAUGCCAACAAUAACUCGCUACAUCAGAGUCCAUCACAAGGUCCAUCUCCUUCACCAUCGCCUUCAACAAAAACUCCAUCAUCUCUUUCUCCUUCACCCUCAAAGCCAAUUGUAUCUCCUCGUCCUUCCAUAUCAUCAUCUUUUCCUCCUACCCCUUCACCAUCAGCUGCCAUGAACUCCUCCCCUCCUCGUUCUUCACAAACACCAUCUCCUUCUCCUUCAGCUACUCUUUCAAAUUCAGUUAACUCCUCACCUCGUCCUUAUUUAUCACACACUCCAUCUCCUUCUCCUUCACCCUCUAAACCAAUUGUUCCCUCUUCUCCUUCACCCUCAAAUGCCAAAAAUGACUCCUCACAUCCGAGUCCAUCACAAAGUCCAUCGCCUUCAGCAUCGUCAUCCUUAUCUCCUUCACCAUCACCUUCAACAAAAACUCCAUCGUCUCUUUCUCCUUCACCCUCAAAGCCAAUUGUAGCUCCUCGUCCUUCAAUAUCAUCAUCUUUUCCUCCUACCCCUUCACCAUCAGCUGCCAUGAACUCCUCGCCUCCUCGUUCUUCACAAACACCAUCUCCUUCUCCUUCAGCUACUCUUUCAAAUUCAGUUAACUCCUCACCUCAUCCUUAUCUGCCAUGA
Neltuma alba is the source of this 3216-nucleotide messenger RNA. Its product is annotated as mucin-2-like. Lineage: Eukaryota; Viridiplantae; Streptophyta; Magnoliopsida; Fabales; Fabaceae. The transcript is spliced from 2 exons. The coding region runs from base 1 to 3216 and encodes 1071 amino acids. The record is from RefSeq and is a predicted model, not a curated record.